This is a messenger RNA of Sclerotinia sclerotiorum 1980 UF-70, 2790 nucleotides long. RefSeq names its product chitin synthase 1. Gene Ontology annotation, cellular component: cell periphery; cell septum. Gene Ontology annotation, molecular function: chitin synthase activity. The transcript is spliced from 4 exons. Bases 1 to 2790 code for a protein of 929 amino acids. NCBI's taxonomy places the organism in Eukaryota, Fungi, Ascomycota, Leotiomycetes, Helotiales, Sclerotiniaceae. The record is from RefSeq and is a predicted model, not a curated record.
AUGUCGUAUAAUCGAUUAGAUCCGGCGGGCCAAGGCCAAGACGAUUAUUACGACAUGAACAAUAGACACAACUCGCCGCGUCCUCAAGGAUACCAACUGGAAGAUGCGCCAUAUGGAAGACAACCUAUUGGUUCACCCGGUCCUGGUAUUCCCAAUCUGGAGAUACCUAUGGGCCCUGGAGGACACAGAGUUGGAACACCAAGUGAUCAAUUACAGCCUCAGCCAUCUUAUUCCGUCGAGCAUAUAGAUCAAAGUCAAUACCAUCAGCGCAUGCCCCUAAAUCUCAGUCAAAGUUACGACUCGGGAUACUCUUUAGAUCCUAACGCACAUCAAGAUGCUUACUACCAACCUCCAUACCAACCAUCUCCUCAUGAAGAACAUCCUUUACAAAAUUAUCCUCAAGGGCAAGACCCCUACGGUUACAAUGACGAUGAUGACCAUCAACCAAUUCUACAGUCGCAUGAACCAUAUGGGCCAGAUCCACACACAGCCAGUGGUGCAGAGUAUAAAGGUUACGACGGAGCUGGACACUCUCCAUCUUCGACACCUAUACCUGCUUUAAGAAGAUACAAGACAGUAAAGGAAGUCCAGUUGUUCAAUGGAAAUCUCGUACUUGAUUGUCCAAUUCCCCCUAAGCUUUUAAGUCAAGUCAAUCAUGCACCGCCUCCCGAGAGAGAUGAAUUUACACAUAUGAGAUACUCAGCGGCAACAUGCGAUCCCAGCGAGUUUUUUGAGGAGCGUUUUACAUUGCGACAAAAACUCUUUGCAAAGCCUCGACAUACAGAACUCUUCAUUGUUGUGACUAUGUAUAAUGAAGAUGAUGUAUUGUUCGCCCGAACGAUGCAUGGAGUAUUCAAGAACGUUGAAUAUAUGUGCACUCGCAAGGAUAGUAAAACAUGGGGAAAGGAUGCUUGGAAGAAGAUCGUAGUGUGCGUUGUCAGUGAUGGACGUGCUAAGAUCAAUCCGAGAACCAGAGCUGUGUUGGCUGGUUUGGGAGUGUACCAAGAUGGAAUUGCGAAGCAACAAGUUAAUGGCAAGGACGUGACAGCACAUAUCUACGAAUAUACGACGCAAGUUGGCAUUGCUCUGAAGAAGGAUAUCGUUACACUCACACCGAAACAGCAGCCUAUUCAACUACUUUUCUGUUUGAAGGAAAAAAAUCAGAAAAAGAUCAAUUCGCAUAGAUGGUUUUUCCAAGCCUUUGGUCGGGUACUCGAUCCCAAUAUUUGUGUACUCAUUGAUGCUGGUACGAAGCCAGGAAAGGACUCGAUUUAUCAUCUCUGGAAAGCUUUCGAUUUGGAGCCUACUUGUGCAGGAGCUUGUGGUGAAAUCAAAGCUAUGUUGGGCCCAGGAGGAAAGAAUCUGCUCAACCCUCUGGUUGCUACCCAGAAUUUUGAGUACAAAAUGAGUAACAUUCUUGAUAAACCUCUUGAAUCGGCAUUCGGAUUCAUUUCAGUGUUGCCGGGUGCUUUCUCUGCAUAUCGUUAUGUUGCAUUGCAAAACGACAAAACUGGUAAUGGACCGCUGGAGAAGUACUUUGCAGGAGAGAAGAUGCAUGGAGCAAACGCUGGUAUUUUCACUGCCAAUAUGUACCUUGCUGAGGAUCGUAUUCUGUGUUUCGAAUUGGUAUCGAAGAGGAACUGUCACUGGAUCUUGCAGUACGUCAAGUCUGCUACUGGAGAAACUGAUGUACCGGAUACGAUGGCCGAACUUAUUUUGCAACGUCGAAGAUGGCUUAACGGAAGUUUCUUCGCUGCUAUCUAUGCUCUUGCUCAUUUCUAUCAAAUUUUCCGAAGUGAUCACAGCUUCUUACGGAAAAUCAUGUUCUUGAUUGAAUUCACAUAUCAAACUAUCAACAUGAUCUUUGCUUGGUUCGCUCUUGGUAACUUCUUCUUGGUCUUUCAUAUCCUGACUACUUCUCUCGGAAACUCUGACUUACUCGGAAAUGUCGGUGUGAUUCUUGGUGUUGUCUUCGAAUGGCUUUAUUUAUUCACGCUUUUGACCUGUUUUAUUCUGGCGUUGGGUAAUCGGCCUCAAGGAACGAACAAAGUUUACAUGUCUAUGGUCUAUUUCUGGAUUAUUAUCAUGAUAUACCUAAUGUUCGCUUCAAUUUUCAUCACGGUCAAGUCGAUACAAACUCAGCUUGCGAGAAACGAAUUCAACUGGACAGAUAUCAUCAAGAAUCAAAUCUUCUAUACUCUAAUCAUCUCUCUCGCCUCAACCUAUUUACUCUGGUUCAUUUCUUCCUUCCUAUUCUUCGACCCGUGGCAUAUGUUCACAUCUUUUAUUCAAUACCUCCUUCUUACACCAACGUACAUCAACAUUCUCAAUGUUUACGCUUUCUGUAAUACACACGAUAUUACUUGGGGUACCAAAGGAGAUGAUAAAGCCGAAAAACUGCCUUCCGCUGUUCUUAAAGCUGGUGGUAAAGUCGAUGUCAAUAUUCCCACCGACGAUGGUGAUCUCAACGCUCAGUAUGAAUCCGAGAUGCGCAAAAUCCAAUCAAAAGCACCUCCGGAGAAACGUGAAUUCUCAGCAGAAGAAAAGCAAGAAGAUUAUUACAAAUGGUUCAGAUCUUCGGUCGUCUUGUUCUGGUUGGUCUGUAAUUUUGCACUCACUAGUGCGGUAUUGAGUACAGCUGGACUGGAAAAUAUUGAUACUAGUACGGAUGAUACAACAAAGAGUACAAUCUACAUGGCGGUUGUGCUUUGGAGUGUAGCAGGAUUGAGUUGCUUUAAGUUUAUUGGCGCGAUGUGGUUUUUGAUUGUGAGGAUGUUUAGAGGUGUUUAA